AUGACUGACAAACGUGGAACAAACUCAAAUAAAACUUUCAAUUCCAAAAGAAAGAAAUUAGAAAAAACAAAGGACAAAACAUCGUUUGAGAAUUUGUCAAAUGAAAUUCUCUAUGAAAUUCUCGACUAUAUUGAUGGUUAUACAAUAUAUAAAGCAUUUUCAAAUUUAAAUAUUCGUUUUCAAACACUGAUCAAUUCUCCGAUACUCCGUCUCAAAAUCUCAUUGGAUAAACUAUCGCAGACGAAAUUUUAUGUUUAUCGAAAUCAAGUUAUUCUUCCUAAUAAACAUCGAAUUAUUUCACUUCAUUUACAAAAUUUCAACAUCGUAGAAACAUUUUUUCAAUCUUGUUACAUCGAUUCCUCGUACGAUCGUCUUGAAUCACUUGAACUUUUUGAGAUUUCAUCAUCAAGAUGUCUUUCGAUUCUUCCUAUUUUACAAUUAUUACCUCGUCUCGCGAAAUUAGCCAUGGAAUUUGCCGACUCGAACUAUAUGUAUCUUGGUGAUAUAUAUUCAACUAUUUUACGUUUACGGUCUUUGAAAUAUUUCUUUAUCUCAUCUGAUACAUAUCGACUAAAUACUUUGGCACCUUUUCUUAACAAUGAAGCGUUUUCUAAGAUUGAAACGUUAAUCAUAGAUCAUUAUUGCACCAUCGAUGGACUUAUUUCUAUUCUUCAUUAUACUAGACGAUUAAAAUGA
Molecule: messenger RNA, 696 nt
Organism: Adineta ricciae
Lineage: Eukaryota; Metazoa; Rotifera; Eurotatoria; Adinetida; Adinetidae
Source: the annotation of a GenBank genome assembly